ACACACAGAAGAAAUAGUCUACUUCAGCAAGGUUGAGGUUGAGAGAAGGCCACUUAUUUGCUUUUAACACGAUGAGCGAUUUCGGACUGCAGCUGCUCUGUCUCCUUGGUCUUUUGUCGUUGACCUCAGCCUGUUACAUCCAGAACUGCCCCCGAGGUGGAAAGCGUUCAUUCCCGGAUCAACUUCCCAGACAGUGUAUGGCAUGUGGCCCCGGUGAUAGGGGCCAGUGUUUUGGCCCCAGCAUCUGCUGCGGUUAUGAGAUGGGCUGCUAUGUGGGCUCUCCGGAGUCUGCACGCUGUGCAGACGAGGACUACCUGCCAUCCCCGUGUGAAGCCAGCGGAAAGCCAUGCGGCCCCGAGGACGGCCACUGCGCUGCGCCCGGGAUCUGCUGCGAUGCCGCGAGCUGCGUUCUGGACCCAGACUGCCAGGAGGAGAGUAAAAGCAGACCCUUGGGCGAGCAGACUGCGACGCUGAUGGGCCCGUCUGCGGCGGAGAUCCUGCUCCGGAUCCUACACGCUAGUGGACGGGCACGGAGUCAGUACUAACAGCUCCAUCUGCUGGAGGAAAGAGGAUUGGCAGCCUGCUUAUUGUGCACAGCAAUGUAUCCGAAAUGCACAUACUGUAGAUAGGUGCGUAGUGGAGUGCUAUAUGAAUAUUUUCCCCCCAACCAGACUCACACACAUACACACAAACAGCAAAUUGCAGACAACUCUGGGUUUCAACUUCAUAUGGAAAUCAACCGACACACACACACACACGGACAUGAAAUAAAAAGGAAAGAAAUGUUAACAUAAAUGUUUGAAAUUACUGCACUGACCAGCAGAAUUUUGUCAUUUUUAAUGCUUUGAAAAUAUGCAUUGUACAAUGGGUGUAAAUAUGUAGCAAAUAAAUCUUUUCUUGCACUGGCACUGUAAA
Molecule: messenger RNA, 915 nt
Organism: Alosa alosa (allis shad)
Lineage: Eukaryota; Metazoa; Chordata; Actinopteri; Clupeiformes; Clupeidae
Product: vasotocin-neurophysin VT 1-like
Exons: 3
Coding region: 72-545 (157 amino acids)
Cellular component (GO): secretory granule; extracellular region
Molecular function (GO): neurohypophyseal hormone activity
Source: RefSeq, a predicted model, not a curated record